AUGAAGUUAUCAAUAAUAACAAUUGUAGCUUUGAUUAGUGCAACAAAUGCAUUAACAUAAUAUGAACCUUAUUAUCAAUAAACCUACUUAAAUCCACAAGAUCAGCUCCAAGUUUAAUAUUCAAACUGGAUUAGCUAGCCAAAUCAUCAGCCAAAGGAUGCAGAUUCAAUUAAAUAUGUCUUGAAUGUAAACGGACUUUAAUCAGGUAUUAAUGCUCCUUAUUUUCCAAAUGUAUAGAGAUAUAUAUAGAGAAAUCGUCAUUUCACACCUCGAAUGGAUUUCCUCUGCACAUUUUGUGGUCUAAUCGUUUAAAAAUAAAAAUCUAUUGUUCCUUCAUACAAUAAAAUCUAAGCAAUGGAUAAAAGUUACAUCCCUAAAGAGCACUCAUUCUAUGAUGUAAGAGAGAAUGUGUAUGAAAAAGCGAAUCCAAAAGUCAUGAUUUAACAAUUUAAUAAAUAAUAACUACUAAGAUCAAAUUCAAAUCAGAUAAAUAAAAAGCAUAAUGAUUUGCUGAAAUAGCUUGCUGAUGCAGAAGUGUAAAAAAUUCUAAAAGACACUGAUCACUACUCAUUGUAUUCAAUGGGAGGUAGUAAUAUGAGAUGA
Stylonychia lemnae is the source of this 603-nucleotide messenger RNA. The record is from the annotation of a GenBank genome assembly. Lineage: Eukaryota; Ciliophora; Spirotrichea; Sporadotrichida; Oxytrichidae.